Molecule: messenger RNA, 1020 nt
Organism: Aureobasidium pullulans EXF-150
Lineage: Eukaryota; Fungi; Ascomycota; Dothideomycetes; Dothideales; Saccotheciaceae
Exons: 1
Coding region: 114-755 (213 amino acids)
Source: RefSeq, a predicted model, not a curated record
ACUCGACGCAAUGCAAGAAACAAUCGGUGACAGAGUGGUCAAGGACCUCAAGAACUUCACUGCAAGUUACAACCGACAGAUCGCGAAACGUGAUGAGCUGACUGUUCUCAUCAAUGCACUCACGGUACGUUGUUCUCCACUCCUCUCCCCGACUCCUACACCAUUCUUCUCCUCUCGGUCUUCUACACCAUUCCGCCAAGAGUACCCAAAUCGCGGUAUUGCAGACGCAGCUCGACGCAGCGAUCAACGCCCUCACAGCCGAGCAAGACCGACACAUCGCGACAACCCAGGCAUCUCAAGUCAAGGAUCAACUUCUCCUUCGAGAGCGAAUUGCACUGGGACCUGUUGGGCGCAGCAACAGUAUCAGUGGUCUGCUUGUGACGGAUGCUCUCACUCGUCCUCGUGUCACUGAAGACUCGGUCACCGACGAUCAGACUGAUCAUGCCACCACUACUCAAGACCCUGCCGUCGAGCGCACAGCACGAGGAGAUCCUCGUGCCGGCGACAAGAGGCCUCAAGACUCUCGAGAAUCUCGAUUGUCUUCUCCCGAACAAUCACGCUCUGCCUCGCGCACCAUCUUUGACCACGCCACGACGGAGAACGACGCUGUCACUACUUCUGGUUACGUCUCACCUAAUGACCCAUCACUACGAAAGGGUUACGUGGUCAUCAAAGUCAGCACAUAUGCUCUCUUGCAUGCUUCAAUCGUCCAAGACCUCUCUGAAAGACGAGAUCAACAUGGAGUCCGAGUUUGAAUGGCCGGGGAAUGUUAGACCAGCUAUGCACGCGGCGUGGUCGUUCAAGAUGAACAUGCAUGCUUGCGCUAGACGUGAAACCGGUUUAGAAGGCCAGAUUGGCGAACAAUGAGAAUCCCAGCAAAGUGACAUGUCCAAGAUGCUACGACAAGCAACAUGGAACGUCGUCCCGGUCCAUUGACGGAAUGGACAUGGGUCGAGCAGACUUCAACACGCCAUGCCAGGCGUGUCCGCAGCCAGAGCGGCCGGGUGUUGAAUAUCUCGU